CCGGGGAGCAGAGGGCUGCGUGCAGCUGCGGGGAGGUUGGGCUUCCUUUCCUGUCUGUCCUCUCUGCAAAUGCAGACCCCACGCGAGGGCAAGCCGACGGACUGCUGAGUCGAAUCUAGCAGGCGGAGGCCUCCAGGUGUGGAGAUUUGCCCUAUGCUUUUUAGGCGGAGCUGAUUUAAUAACCCGCAUCUUAAACCAAAGUCCUGAGGACUUUAGUUCUGAAUCCCGCAUGGAUUCUCACUGUUAACUCUUGGGCCUGCACAAAGGCCCCAAGGACUGGUAACUUGAGGGAAUAGCACUCUGACAUUGCUGGUUGGGUAGUUUAGCUUGGGGAGAAAACUACAGGACGGUGUUUGCAUUCAUUCGGCUUUUCCCCUCUUCUUACCUCGGUCUGCCCUAGCAAACGCGAACUUGGGUUUGAGCAAAUGAUGAUUUUUGAAGUCUUGGCCACGAUUUAAAAUUCCAGGGAAAUCGCUAAAUUCUAAAACUGUCUUUCUAAAGUUCAAAAAGUAAAAAGACAAAACAAGCCUCCCCACAAAACUUUCAGUGGCUUUCUCGGACAAAAUGUAGUUCUCUAAAAAUCCUUCCUGUUAACCAUUAUUAGACCUACAAAUAUAGCUUUAGCUUUCAUUUAUUUGUUCUAGGUUAGUAGUUCUUCCAGAAAAAUCCCAGGACUAAAAAAGUGAAUUCCGCGAGUGUUUUUCUUUUUUAACUAUCCGUUUUGUGAUGAAACCUACGUGCGUAGAGCUGCUGUGGAGAGUUACUGAGAAAUGUCAUGUACAGUAUCCACAAAACACCUCUUAUCUGUAAGGCUAGGAUAGGGAGAAGAGUCCAUUAGCUUGGCAAUGUGUACUGAGGGCUAUGCGCCAGGAAAAAAUCCUCCGUGAUGGACACUUCUUAAUUUAAUAUUGCUGAGCAUAGUUUUGUUUACAUUUUAAAAUAGAUUUAUUGUCUUUCUGCUUAUAAAUAUCCAUUGCCCCACCAUUAGAAAAUGCCAAAAAAGUACAAAGGCAAAAAAUAGAUCACUUACAAUCCUAGCACCCAGAGAUCAUUAACUUUUGGGGGUAUUUCCUAUUAACCUUUUCAAUAUUUAUAAGAUCAUAAAUAAUAUAAUUAAAAUAGUUCAAUUUCUGUAAGUCAGCUUUUUCAACUUAAAUGAAUACUCUUCAUGGGUGUCUCUUUACUAAAACAGAUUAUGUAAAGUUUUUAAGUGCAUGCAUUACUGGGUUGCAUUUCAGUUGGUUGUGAAAAAGAACAUGAUAAUCAAAAUACAGAGAUAAUUCUCUGACUUCACUCUUUCCAGCCUUCAAAAUCUCAAAACUGUUCUAUGAGAAUUCUUAUUUCUACUCCUUUUUCCUCUUCAGGCAUGUCACCUUUACAGAAACAUGUAAUCAAUUCAGUAGCAAAAUCAGCAUAGAAGUCAGAGUCUCACGGCUCCAGAACUCUUCUGGGCUUUAACAUCACUGGAAGCUUUAAGAACAUAUGUAACUCCUUGUCGCCACCCCCAGAGGUUCAGCCUCAGUAACUCUAUGUCUCAGGAAUCUGCAUUAAAGCUAAAGAAAGAAAACCAACUUCCUAGGCCAUUGUGGCCAGACAGGUUUGAGAACCACUGGUCCAGAACAGAGCCAGUGGUUUUCAGGGGUAUAUUAAAGAUUACCCUGUCUAACUCUUAUUUCUCAGAUGAAGAAACCGAGACUCCCAAGUGUUUUAAGCAGUUAACCCAUGGCCUUGUGGCCAGUUAAGGGUAGAACCAAACAUAGAAUGCAGAUCUGAUCAUAGCACUCUUUUCUUUUAUUACAUGUGAUAGCACCUCCCUGAUACUCAGCUGUGUAGGCAAUAAUUUAGCCAAUACGAAAAAUAAAUGAUCCAGGUUUUAGAUCCACGGCCUUUGACAAGUUCGGUCAUGCCAGUGGAUGUGGCCAUGAGACUCUGCUUGGCUCAUUCGCCACCUCUGAAGAGUUUCCUGGGCCCUUAUGAUGACCUCCAACGAAGAAAUUUUGUCAACAAAUUAAAGCCUCUGAAACCGUGUCUCAAUAUAAAACAGGAAGCCAAAUCACAGAAUGACUGGGAGAGUUCACACAACCACGCCAAGAAACGGGUUGUGUUUGCAGAUUCCAAGGGCCUCUCCCUCACUGCCAUCCAUGUCUUCUCCGACCUCCCAGAAGAACCAGCGUGGGACCUCCAGUUUGAGCUCCUGGACCUCAAUGACCUGUCCUCUGGCUUAAAACUCCAUGAGGAGAAAAACCUGAUUUUAGACUUCCCUCAGCCUUCAACUGAUUACUUAAGUUUUCGGAGCCACUUUCAGAAGAACUUUGUCUGUCUGGAGAACUGCUCUCUUCAAGAGCGAACAGUGACUGGGACUGUGAAGGUAAAAAAUGUCAGCUUUGAGAAGAAGGUUCAGAUCCGUAUUACUUUUGAUACUUGGAAAAGCUACACCAAUGUGGACUGUGUCUACAUGAAAAAUGUGUAUGGUGGCUCAGAUAGUGACACCUUCUCGUUUGCCAUUGACUUACCCUCUGUCAUUCCAACUGAGGAAAAAAUUGAGUUUUGCAUUUCUUACCAUGCUAACGGGCAGGUCUUCUGGGACAACAAUGAGGGUCAGAAUUAUAGAAUUGUUCACGUGCAAUGGAAACCUGAUGGUGUUCAGACGCAGACAGCAUCCCAGAACUGUGCAUUCCAAGGGGUGCCCCCCAAGACUGAAAUGGAGUCAACAAUCUUUGGCAGUCCGAGGCUGGCCAGCGGGCUCUUCCCAGAAUGGCAGAGCUGGGGGAGAAUGGAGAACUUGGCCUCUUAUCGAUGAGUUAAGCAACCUAGGAAAUGGUCUUGACCUGUCAUAUUCCCGUGUAAUUCUAAGUCUAUAAUGCUCAACAUUAGGAAGUCUUAGCUACUUUCCUUCACUAGGCUUAGGUUUGAGCUUGUGAGACCUGGCUUCAAAAAAAUAGCCACUUGAGAAUUUAGUGUUGGGGUUUAUAUGGAUGACGCUGUGCAGUUUUGCUGUGAAGGUUCAAGUAACAGGCUGGAACUCUAUUUUUGUAAAAGUAAUACUUUUUCAAUGCCAUCUCUCCUUCUAAAUUAACUUGCUUUUACGCUGGGCAUGGAGAGGUUGGAGAAGGACAGUUGAUGGUGAGGGAAAGCUGUGUUAAUGGUAUGAGGAAUGUCUGAAAAGUGUUCCCGAAAGGCUUUGGAGCUCAAGUCCAAGUAGAAGUGGGAGGUCCGAUACUUAACUGCUGGUGAGAAGUGUAAGGUUAUUUUGUUUUUAAGUUGGGUCUACAGUUCUCUCUUGGGGAAGUAAUUUGUAGAGGGAAGAAAAAGAUUUAUCCCGAGUGUUCUUGUGGAGAAAAAGGAAACAAACUUUAGGGAUGGCGGGUGGUGUUGAGGAAAGGUGAAUUAUAACUCUGGAGGAUCAAGAUUUUAAGUGAAGCCUUUCUGUUCAGACAUGAUUUAUCAACAAGUACUAUUUGGGGAAAGUUUAAGCACAUCUGGCUUUGCAGUCUAAGUGAGCUUGUUUGUGAUUAAGGCAUCACACUGGCAUUCUCAGUACAGAAUGCUGCUUAACCAAAAAAACCAUGCCAUCACCAAUGGCUAACAACUUGUAGAGACUCUGUCAUGUCAAAGAUAGCUCUUUGCCAGUGCCUUGAUUAAACCAGAAUAUUGUAGCUGCUUAACCCAAAUAUCUGCAGGGUCAUCUGAUAACUCACGAUUGUUUGGCCUCAUGAGAAGGUCCACUCUGUAUACUGGCAUUCCUCCUGCAAUACUGUUGUUUGAGAGUGUUGUUGGUGUAUACAACUCACACCCUUCAUAUUGAAGGCGACCUAGUUUUCCACCACACUUUUUCGAUGUGAUGUUGGAAGUGAGGACUGACACUGAUUCUCCAUUCAAGAAUCCAGUACCUUGCAUAUAAAAGUAGCGGUCAAUUUCUUGCCUACAUUCAUCUUGAUAUUUGAAGUCUUUUUACCAAUUUCUUUGAAGUCAAAGUGUUUUUUUAAAAAUGGGUAUGAAUUAUUUUGGAUGUUUUAUAAUAUAUUUGUUUAUAUUUGGCAUAUAUAUAUGUAUAUAAAGAUGUGCAUAAAUCCAUUCUGUAAGAUCAAGGACAGUAGCCCCUGAAUGUUUGCUUAUGUCAUUGUGCGUGUCCAUUGUGAGGUGUUCAGAGAAUGCAAGUAAUUUUAGCACGUGUGGUCUGCCAUGCUUGAACAACUGCUAUUGGAAUAACUCUGCUGUGACAGUAUUUGAAGUUUGGUUAGCACUCACAUUUUUUGUACUCUAAAUAUUUCACUCUCCUGUAGCUAUCUUUAGUGAACUUAUCACUUUAAGAAUAAAAGUGUUUGAUAUAACA
Molecule: messenger RNA, 4333 nt
Organism: Phyllostomus discolor (pale spear-nosed bat)
Lineage: Eukaryota; Metazoa; Chordata; Mammalia; Chiroptera; Phyllostomidae
Gene: PPP1R3C
Product: protein phosphatase 1 regulatory subunit 3C
Exons: 2
Coding region: 1862-2800 (312 amino acids)
Biological process (GO): regulation of glycogen biosynthetic process
Cellular component (GO): protein phosphatase type 1 complex
Molecular function (GO): glycogen binding; protein phosphatase 1 binding
Source: RefSeq, a predicted model, not a curated record